Molecule: messenger RNA, 1976 nt
Organism: Corticium candelabrum
Lineage: Eukaryota; Metazoa; Porifera; Homoscleromorpha; Homosclerophorida; Plakinidae
Exons: 1
Coding region: 5-1789 (594 amino acids)
Source: RefSeq, a predicted model, not a curated record
UCAGAUGUAUGGAGUCUCGAGCCCUCUCAUCUUCCAAAAGGGUUCAGAAUCAGUCAUUCUCUCUUCGGAACAGGGGGUGCAUCAGGGGGACCCGUUAGGUCCUGUUUUGUUUGCUACAUCAAUUCACUCCACACUUGUUGCUCUGCAAGCUAAAUUUCCGGAGGUUGUUUUGCUUGCCUACCUAGAUGAUGUUUUCAUUGUGGGUCAAAACAACAUGGCACUUCAAGUCUUUGCUUCUCUAGAAGAGUCAUUCUUACCGCUCAAUCUAAAGAUCAAUCAAUCAAAAUGUGAGUUGCUGUCUCUUCAGGGUGAUAGUAAUCCAUCUCCUAUUCCUACAUCAACAUCUGGUUCUGUUGUCUUGGGAUCUCCAGUAGGCACCACAAGUUUUGUCCGUUCUUUCUGCCUAUCUGCUGCAGAGUCUGGAGAAGACUUUUGUUCUCGGAUAUGCAACCUUGAUGAUAGUCAGAGCUCAGUUCUGCUUUUACGUCAUUGCCACUCCACACGUCUUAACCACUUAGCCAGGACAGUUCCUGUUUCUCUUUUGAUACCUGCAGCUCAGAAGCACGACCGAACUAGUUGUCAAACGUUCAGGAACAUUCUUGGUACAGAGGAUCUGUCACCCGCGCUUUGGAAUCAGAUAUCGCUUCCUGUUAAGAAAGGUGGCUUUGGUGUUUCGCCUCUGGAGAGAGUUUCGCCUGCCGCCUUUCUUGCUGGUUGGGCACACACUUGCCAAUCACUUCUAGACAGGUUUCCAGGUUCAGGUUCCCUGCUGUCGUCUCUGUCAGAUCCAUCUGAAUCUGAUGGCCAAAUUGUCCAUGACCUAGAUGAGGCAGCCGCUAUGAUUCCGCCACUGUUGCUAUCUGAUGAAGAUCCGAAACCAGUUUCGUACGCCCGCCAUGAGCUUCUUUUAGCAGAUGCAAGAAAAUUGCAACACAGACUAUCCAAUGCUAUUGCUCAAAAAAACACCACAGCCCUUUUAGCGUCAGUCGUCUCUGACAAAGAUUCAGCACGAUUACAAUCUCUUCAAGGCCCCUACGCGGGAGCUUGGCUCGACUCUAUACCCUCCUCUCGCAAGUUCGCGCUAUCGUCUCCGGAAUUUAAUUUGGCGUCUUGCAUGAGGUUGGGGAUACCCUUGCCAUUUGGAGAAUGGGUUGCAAAUUGCGAAUGUGGAUCAAAACUCGACGCUGAAGGUUUCCACCUACUUACUUGCAAGUCUGGCGGCGGUCCCAACUGGCAACACAACAGCCUUGUCGCAAGCUGGUCCGACUGCCUUCUCGAUCUUGGUAUACAUCACCGAAAGGAGCCUCGCAACAGAUACAGCAACAGCGAUGAUAGGCCUGAUAUCGUCGUAUUUGACAGCGAAAAUGGCUCAUCUCUAGAUCUAGAUGUUUCAUUCGCCCACCCCUGGAGCAAAGACUAUCUGAAACGAACAGCUCGAAUCUGCGGAUUUGCUGCCAAAAAACGUGAGGACCUCAAGUUUUCAAAAUAUGAUCAGGAACGUCUAGCAAGUGGUGACUCACCAGCAUUCACACCUCUAGUUUUUGAGCACUUUGGCUGCUGGGGUGAGAAAGCUGUCGACUACUUAAGGGUACUUUCGAGAAAAUCUAGGGAUGCUGUUGGAAAAUCCAACACGGCUGACUUCAUAAAUUUUUGGCGUAAGCGCAUCUCUGUUCAGAUUCAAAAGUGCAAUUCAAGGGUCCUAUUAAGGAAGAUUGACAGGCUUACCAACUCAAGGAGACCAUACAAUCACGGUCAAGACUGGGAUGCCCAGUCUAUUUGGGCUUCAUAAUUUUGACAGUUAGUAAAUUAUUAUACGUAUGGAUUACGUUUGGUGACUGUAGCUGUCUACAUUCUAGUUUAGCAUAUCAGUGAUUUCUGUAUAUUUGGCUGUUUAGUUAUAUCUGAAAUAUAGCCAGCCAGCCAGCCAGACAGACAGACAGACAGACAGACAGACAGACAGCCAGCCAGCCAGACAG